Messenger RNA from Syngnathus acus (greater pipefish), 2341 nucleotides. Its product is annotated as potassium voltage-gated channel subfamily A member 5. Bases 31 to 1695 code for a protein of 554 amino acids. NCBI's taxonomy places the organism in Eukaryota, Metazoa, Chordata, Actinopteri, Syngnathiformes, Syngnathidae. The transcript is spliced from 2 exons. Gene Ontology annotation, biological process: potassium ion transmembrane transport; protein homooligomerization. The record is from RefSeq and is a predicted model, not a curated record. Gene Ontology annotation, cellular component: voltage-gated potassium channel complex; membrane. Gene Ontology annotation, molecular function: protein binding; delayed rectifier potassium channel activity.
GGGCAGGUGGGUGGGCGGCGUGGCGCGACCAUGGAGGUGGCUCUGGUGAGCCUGCAGGAGAACGGCGGAGCCAACAACGGAGAGCAGCAGCAACUCCACUCGGCGCUCAUGGAUGACUUGGGCAAGGAGGUGAACGCUCCCCGUCAGCAGCAGCAGCAGCAGCAGCAGCAGCAGCAGCAGCAGCAGCAGCAGCAGCAGCAGCAGCAGCAGCAGCAGCGGGAGCAAGCUCCCCCCACGCAGGCUCCCGCCUGGAGGAUCAACGACAUGAACAGCACGCUGAGCAGCAGCGAGAACGCCAUGGACGCGCUGCUGCGCGCCGACCACAGCCCGCACGUGUUUGACGACGAGCUCCUGGACCUGGACGCCGACAGCAACGAGCGUGUGCUCAUCAACAUCGCCGGCCUGCGCUACGAGACGCAGCUGGGCACCCUUAACCAGUUCCCCGACACGCUGCUGGGCGACCCGGCCAAGCGGAUCAAGUACUUUGACCCGCUGCGCAACGAGUACUUCUUCGACCGCAACCGGCCCAGCUUCGACGGCAUCCUCUACUUCUACCAGUCGGGCGGCAAGAUCCGCCGGCCAGUCAACGUGUCCAUCGACGUGUUUGCCGACGAGAUCCGCUUCUACCAGUUGGGCGAGGAGGCCAUGGAGCGCUUCCGCGAGGACGAGGGCUUCAUCAAGGAGGAGGAGAAGCCGCUGCCGCGGAACGAGUUCCAGAAGCAGGUGUGGCUGAUCUUCGAGUACCCGGAGAGCUCGAGCCCGGCGCGCGGCAUCGCCAUCGUGUCGGUGCUGGUCAUCACCAUCUCCAUCAUCACCUUCUGCCUGGAGACGCUGCCCGAGUUCCGGGACGAGCGCGAGCUGGGCGGGCGCCCCGACAACGGCACGGCGGCCCGGCGGCCCUCGCUGACCUUCAGCGACCCCUUCUUCAUCAUCGAGACCACCUGCGUCAUCUGGUUCACCUUUGAGCUCUUUGUGCGCUUCUUCGCCUGCCCCAGCAAGUCCGAGUUCUCCAAGACGGUGAUGAACAUCAUCGACAUCAUGUCCAUCAUGCCCUACUUCAUCACGCUGGGCACCGAGCUGGCCGAGCAGGGCCAGGAGCACCCCAACGGCCAGCAGGCCAUGUCGCUGGCCAUCCUGCGCGUCAUCCGCCUGGUGCGCGUCUUCCGCAUCUUCAAGCUGUCGCGCCACUCCAAGGGCCUGCAGAUCCUGGGCCAGACGCUCAAGGCCAGCAUGCGCGAGCUGGGCCUGCUCAUCUUCUUCCUCUUCAUCGGCGUCAUCCUCUUCUCCAGCGCCGUCUACUUCGCCGAGGCCGACGAGCCCGAGUCGCACUUCUCCAGCAUCCCCGACGCCUUCUGGUGGGCUGUGGUCACCAUGACCACGGUGGGCUACGGCGACAUGCGCCCCGUCACCGUGGGCGGCAAGAUCGUGGGCUCGCUCUGCGCCAUCGCCGGCGUGCUGACCAUCGCGCUGCCCGUGCCCGUCAUCGUCUCCAACUUCAACUACUUCUACCACCGCGAGACCGACCAGGACCAGUCGUCGCUCAAGGAUGAGCCCGAGGCCAAGGCGGCGCCGGCUGAGCCGGCGGGGAGCAAAGGCUCGCCCGUCAAGGGCAAGGCGGCCGAGGCCAACAGCGGCUUGGACCUGAAAAGCUCUCUGUACGCCUUCUGCCUGGACACGCGGGAAACCGACUUGUAGGCGGGUGCCCAGCGUGCGCGUCGACCCCAUCUCAGGUGGAUACGCCGUCUGGCGACGGGACCCGUACCAGGUCAGUGCGCGGCCAUUGUCCAACCUUGGGAUCCCUCUUCCGGCUCCUCCGCCCGACCCCGGUCAAGCGGCAUCGCCCGACGGCGGCGCAGCGGCAUCUGGACGCGGCCGAGCGGAACGGGACGUGCGCCUCGGCCCCCGUUACUUUCAUGUCAAUUCACGGCUAAUUGCAGCGUUGCCGCGGCAACCGCGCUCACCGCCGCGCGUUUCACACUCCUGAACGUGACAGAUGGAGACACGCUCGGCCAAUGGAUGGUCACGUGCUCGGCGACACGCAGUAGUCGAGGCGCCUUCCUCAUCUCCCGCUUUUACAUGACAAAGCGCGGCGUUGGCGCAGGGCUCGCUUGCCGUGUCCCUGAACGCCUCGUCUCGUCUCGCGUGGUGCCGUGCGGCGUGAGGAGAUUAGAAAACUUAAAAAUAUCUGCUGAAAGCUGAUGGACGGCCGUCUCGUUUGGCUGCCGACACUCAAACUGCUUGCUUGCUUGCUUUUAAUCCCUCACUCCAUUUCCAUAAUCUCCGCCACGCGGGCGCGCAUGCACGCUUGCGCACGCCCAUUCAUAGAAACUCACGGCACGCA